AUGUUUUCAGAGGCGGUGAACCUUUCGAUGAUCGAAGAGAAGACCUCUCUUGAGAUGGACACCAAUGAUGUGAUGAUGGUAAGGGUUUUUAAUCAUUCUGUAAAUAUUUUGACCCCAAUUUUGCAGACAGACGUUACUGAUGAAGGUGCUCGAGACUUUCUUACAAGUCUAUUUGAGUGUGAGAACGGACCAGAUGUGCGAUUCGCCGACGCCAUAUUAGAUGUUCAAAAGUUGAUCUUAGAUGUUCCUUCACGAUCGCUGCAGUCGCAUAUCGGAGAGAUUUUCACAAAAUUCGUGUUAUUGUCGCCAGAAGGAACGAAAUCGACAGCAACCGGGCGAUCAUACAACUUCAUCGACCCCAGUGACAUAGUCGGAUGCCGGGAGGAAGAUGCUAUUGAAUUUUUGCUUUUUACAUUUGUCAGGUGUCAUCAUGAACUUCAGAAGAAUAACUCGUCAUCAUCCACGAAGAAAAUCAUUGAAGCCGCUCAAAAAGCACUUCUCGCUGUCUUCAUUUCUGUUCAAAGAGGCUAUUUCGACGAGCAACUCAGUUACCAAAAAGCCUGUUUAGUAUUUGUCAAACGCCUUCUGGAGGAUACCGUAUCCAACAGCUUCAUCAGCGUUCUUAUAGAACAUGCUGCAAAUCCAGAGGAAUCUGAUUCAGACACCCUUCACGACGUCUUCAAUCCGAUCUUCGAUGUUUUGAGAAGUGGAGCCAGUUGUCAGAACUUUGAAGAGAAUCGCGACGAGACGAUGCAGCAGAUUUUGCGUGUUAUGAAUGUGCUGUUGAAUGUGAGAAUCGGUGGAAAUGGGCCACGAGUACUAUGUGAUCUUCUGGUGAAUCGCCCCGAUUUUCUUCCAUCCCUUAUGGAGAAAAUGAUAGGCAGGGAGUUUGGUCUGACUUGUUACCUUGGCCCAUUUUUCAACUACGGACUCGAAUCCUCUCCUCGUCGUGUCAACAGCCGAGUAUUUAUUAAUUCUGAAGACGACGCUCGAAAAGCAGACGGAUCUGUCAAUAUGGAGCAAACACAAUACAUCAAUAGAAUGAGUGCGAUUCGAUCGGGCCUUCAUCAAAUGAUGUAUCCAUUGCUUGUCGAUCAAUCCACUCGUAACAAGACGCUCCAAUGGAUUGCAAAAGUUUUAAUCUGUAACGAUCAAAGAACUCGAAGCCAUUACGAUCCGGCUGAUGUGCUCUGCGAUCAUUUCUUCGUCAAUUUCUUGUCGGUGUUGUACAGAUUCUCCGAGAAAAUUGACAUUUCUAAAAUAAUCAAAGACUAUCCAUUCUUGUCGGAUUCGCUGAUAGAUAUUUCUAAAGAAACACGCCUCAAGAUGGACGAAGCCACUGCGAUGGAAUUCGUGUCGCAGUUUAACGAUCGUCGAGCUGAUUAUCACUUCUCCACUGUCUGCUUCUUCUUGACAAUCUCCACUCAACACCUUGUCCUUCCACCACUGAUGGGACGCAUCAGCGACUACUCACGCCAUUUAAAAGAGCUCAAACACAAACUCGCCAGUCUCAAACAGAAACUAGAAAGUGCUCAGGGCUUCGAGAGGCAUGAAAUCGAGACGAAGAUUCAGCAACAAGAGCAACACUGGAAAAUGAUGUCCCGCCACUUGUUGUGUUUGAAGACACACGCUCAGGAUCCGGCUCUGAUGGCGUCUGCACUGGAUUUUGGGAAUAAGCAAAUGCAAUUCGUCAUGAGCUCCCUUUGUGAUAAUUUGAAUCUACUCGGAGAUGAUAGUCAAUUGCCUGCGGAGCCCACACCAAUGUUCUGUGCUCUUCCACAGCACUAUCUUGAAGACGUUCUCGAUUUCUACAUAUUCGCGAUUACCAACGGCCAGAAGCUUCUAAUGGAGAGUAGCACGGAAUGGAUUCGACGUCUUACUGUCCUAUACACUCAUUAUCAAUAUGUUAAGAGCCCAUUCUUGGUUGCCAAACUUGUGCGAGUACUCACAGCAAUUCAGAAUCCAUUGUGGCAAAACGUCGUCAGCCUUCAAAUGGCUCGCGAUAGCUUGCUACUGUGUAUGAUCAAAUUCUACUCGGAUUUCGAAGACAGCGGUGACUUCUACGAGAAGUUUAAUGUGCGUGGAAAUAUUCAACACAUGCUCGAGAAGAUGCGCGACGAUAUGUUCUACAAGGCCAAAUUCAUGGAGAUGGCUAGGGAUUGUGGCUCGGAAUUUGUUCGUUUCGUCAACAUGGUUAUCAACGAUGCCACGUGGUGUAUAGAUGAGAGUUUGUCUGGACUGAAGAGCAUUCAUGAUGUGGAGAAGAAGAUGGCGAAUAAAGCGGAAUGGGAGGCCACAGAUCAGGAAACCCGAAAUCAGGAUCUUGGAGUGCUUGACGAGGCGAAGAGGAAGGUUUCCGGAUGGUUGGGAACGGCGAAGAGCAAUUUAGGAUUGCUGCUCUCAAUUACCGAUAACUCUCCAGAACCGUUCCGUACACCAGCGCUUGGAGAACGUCUAGCCGCGAUGCUGAAUCACAACUUGUCGCAAUUAAUGGGAAACAAGUGUGCAGAGCUGAAAGUGAGCAAUCCGAGUAGCUAUGGAUGGCAGCCACGGGAGUUUGUGACACUGCUCAUUUCGAUUUAUUUGGGACUCAAUGUGCCGGCAUUUGUGAAGUAUAUAGCGUAUGAUGAGGUGAGUGUUUUUGGGGUUUUGGAAAAGCUGAAAACCGUUUUUAGUAAAAAUCGCUGCUUGACGAUUAUGCUCUUACAAAUCCCAUUUUUUCAGAGAACCUACAGCCCAGAGUUCUUCAACAACGCCAUCGAACGCAUGAAAAAGAAUCAAAUCCUCGGAUUCAGUCAACUCGAGAGAUUCCAGCACCUAGCCGAGGAUGUUCAGAAGGAGUACGAAGCGAAGGCGGAGCUUGAGGAUGAGUAUGAUGACGUUCCAGAAGAGUUCAAGGAUCCGAUCAUGGACGCGAUCAUGGUGGACCCCGUCACCCUUCCAUCGAAGCAUAUCAUGGAUCGUUCUGUGAUCGAGCGGCAUCUUUUGAGUACACCCAACAAUCCAUUCAAUCGUGAGGCGUUGACAACCGCCGAGCUUGUGCCGAACGACGAGCUGAAGGCCAGAAUUCAGGCGUGGAUUAUUCAGAAGAGAAACGCCAAGAAAUAA
Caenorhabditis briggsae is the source of this 3108-nucleotide messenger RNA. It is a transcript of the gene Cbr-ufd-2, whose product is annotated as Protein CBR-UFD-2. Gene Ontology annotation, molecular function: ubiquitin-ubiquitin ligase activity. The transcript has 3 exons. Gene Ontology annotation, biological process: protein polyubiquitination. The coding region runs from base 1 to 3108 and encodes 1035 amino acids. Gene Ontology annotation, cellular component: ubiquitin ligase complex; cytoplasm; nucleus. NCBI's taxonomy places the organism in Eukaryota, Metazoa, Nematoda, Chromadorea, Rhabditida, Rhabditidae. The record is from RefSeq and is a predicted model, not a curated record.